AUGGCCGAGCCUUUCGACCCGACUAGCCAUCCACACCGCAGGGUCAACCCGCUCACCGGAGAGCAUGUCAUCGUCGCGCCCCAUCGCAGCAAGCGUCCAUGGCUAGGCCAGACAGAGCCCAUCCCGACGGCCAUGCUGCUCGAGUAUGAUCCCGCCUGCUACCUCUGUCCCGGCAACACUCGCGCCGGAGGUCUCCUCAACGACAAGUACGAGAACACCAUGGUCUUUGAGAAUGAUUUUGCUGCCGUCCUUCCGCCCCCAGGACCAACCGCCCCUCCGGCCCCUCAUCCCCUCCUCACCACCGAACCUGUCUCGGGAGGCUGCGAUGUCAUCUGUUUCCACCCCCGCCAUGACUUGACGCUCCCCAGGCUCCCGUUGCCCGAUAUUGAACGUAUCAUCGACACCUGGUGCACUGUGUACAAGAAGCGUGGCUCACAGGAAGGAAUCGAACAUGUGCAGAUUUUCGAGAACAAAGGAGCCAUGAUGGGCUGCUCCAACCCGCAUCCGCACGGCCAAGCAUGGUCCACGUCCAAGGUGCCUCACAUCCCAGCCACAGAGCUGGAAAGCCUCAGGAAAUACGCUUCCUCCACUCCCCCGUCCGAUGCGCCCCGGGGUCCCCUCGGUCGUUCUUGCCUUCUGUGCGACUACGUGCAUUUUGAGGUCACUUUGGCCGGGAAUGAAGGGCGCGUUGUUGUCCAAAACGACCACUUUGUCGCCGUUGUCCCUUGGUGGGCGAUUUGGCCGUUCGAAAUUCUUCUGUUGCCUUACAAGCGCCACAUUCCUUCAAUCUUGCACCUUACUCCGGAAGAGAAGACGUCGUUCGCGCGAAUCUUGUCGCAAGUUACCAUUCGCUAUGACAACCUCUUCUCGUGCUCUUUCGCGUACUCCAUGGGGAUUCACCAGCGUCCAAUCCCAGCGACGUCCGACACAAUCCCUGAGGACGAGGACGAGGAGAACAUAGCUCAUCUUCACCUGCAUUUCUCUCCGCCCCUCUUGCGUAGCGCGACAGUCCGCAAAUUCUUGGCCGGAUUUGAGCUCAUGUCUGAGCCUCAGCGCGAUCUCACACCCGAAGACGCUGCUCAGAGGUUGAGGAGUCUUUCCGACGUCCACUACCUUGCGCAGUGA
Epithele typhae is the source of this 1125-nucleotide messenger RNA. Its product is annotated as galactose-1-phosphate uridylyltransferase. Gene Ontology annotation, molecular function: zinc ion binding; UDP-glucose:hexose-1-phosphate uridylyltransferase activity. The transcript has 5 exons. Bases 1 to 1125 code for a protein of 374 amino acids. The record is from RefSeq and is a predicted model, not a curated record. NCBI's taxonomy places the organism in Eukaryota, Fungi, Basidiomycota, Agaricomycetes, Polyporales, Epitheliaceae. Gene Ontology annotation, biological process: beta-D-galactose catabolic process via UDP-galactose, Leloir pathway. Gene Ontology annotation, cellular component: cytoplasm.